Messenger RNA from Hyla sarda, 698 nucleotides. Its product is annotated as vitelline membrane outer layer protein 1-like. Lineage: Eukaryota; Metazoa; Chordata; Amphibia; Anura; Hylidae. The record is from RefSeq and is a predicted model, not a curated record. The transcript has 3 exons. Bases 9 to 698 code for a protein of 229 amino acids.
GUGUUUUAAUGUUUGAAAGAAUUUCUACAGCCUGGAGGAACCUUGUACCCAAUGGACUCUGGGGCUUUGGUUUAUCUAGAGCUGCACUGAAUCUCUCAUAUCACCUCUACUAUUGGAGAAUGUCUCGUAUCCUCUACUCAUUCCUGCUGCUCUCCAUCUUCUCAAGAUCAUUUGGUGACCACGUUUUUAUAGGGAUACCUAAUGGAGGACAGUGGGGUGAAUGGGGCACGGUGGAGUGGUGCCCAUGUGGUUAUCAUGCAAAGGGAUUCUCCCUAAAGGUGGAAGAAAAGCAGAAAGCCGAAGAUGACACAGCGCUGAACGGGAUACGUCUGCACUGCUUGAACAAGACGGAGAAAGUCCGAAAUCCAAGAACUGAAUAUCUUAUCACGUCAACUGAAUCCCCCUGGGGAGUGUGGAGUCCUACCUUAUGGUGUCCUGAAGGACAUCUCAUCCGCUUCAGCAUGCAAGUGGAGCCACCAAGAAAAGGUGUAGAUGACACAGCUGCUAACAAUGUAAUGUUUCAGUGCUCUGACUAUGAGAUCCUGUUUGGACCUGGACAAAGUUGGGGCCAUUAUGGCCGUUGGAGGGGAAAAUGCAUGGAUGGAAUUUGUGGCAUAAAGACCAAGGUGGAGUCACCACAGGGCAGCGGAGACGACACGGCUCUCAAUGACGUCCAGUUUAUCUGCUGUAGGAGUUAG